GUACAGGUCGUUAGCGACCCGCUGACGACUCAUGCCGCCCACCCACUCACAGCCCAGGUGCUGCGGGACUUAGAGGAAUGCCCGCUCCCUCUUUCCCCCGCUUCUCUUGCCGUCCUUUUUUCCGCCACACAAGCGUCACUCCGGCCAUCCUCACUGGAGUUUCAUCUCUUUACCCCCCCCUCCCCAACUCCUAUCAUCCCUGCCCGAGAGCUGAGGGAGGACCAUGAAUCUGAGCCGUGUCCUUUGUGAUUGCAAGCAUUCAGUCAAACCUGCGUGUUAGGCUGGAUCCCACUCAUCGCCGCCAGGCUGCCCAUGCACAUGCAUGAAACCAUGGGUAGCUCCCCAGAGGUGCUGUCAUGGACUUCCUGCCCUAGUCUAUUGGUGGGGAAGCUGAAAGAGGAGCUCAAACUCACCGUGGUCGGGGAUGCGAUGAAGAAAUCAAACUCGCCUAACUCCCAGCCCCAGCCUCCUCAGGCCCCUGCCCCCAAUUCACCUCCUCAGAUUAUCACAGAUCUUGCCCCACCGACAAACCUGGACGUUCCUUUGCCGGCGCCCGGCCAGGAUGAGGAGUCCACAUUGGGAGGUCUCAGCCCGGCCAACGUGGCCCUGAGCGUGGACUCCACGCGGAGCGAAGGCGGACACUUUGACAACAGCGUUCUGCAGCUGCAGGAGCAGGAACCCGAGGAAGCCGGGUCGCCGGCCUCCUGCGAGCACGGCGGCUGUGGCAGCGGCGUGGAGGAGCAAAUGGGCGAGGACAACUGUCCCGUGGACCACAGCGGGGAGGGCGGGCCGACUCACCCGCAUCACCCGGACGACAUCAAGUUGCACUUUCAGAGAGCGGGGCCCGGGUCGGGAGGCUUCUUGGAGGGGCUGUUUGGCUGCCUGCGGCCCGUCUGGAACAUCAUAGGGAAGACCUACUCAACAGAAUACAAGCUGCAACAGCAAGACAUGUGGGAGGUUCCGUUUGAGGAAAUUUCCGAGCUGCAGUGGCUGGGCAGCGGCGCACAGGGAGCCGUCUUCUUGGGAAAGUUCCGCUCCGAGGAGGUUGCCAUCAAAAAGGUGCGGGAGCAGAAAGAGACGGACAUCAAGCACCUGCGAAAACUCAAACAUCCCAACAUCAUCAGCUUUAAGGGUGUGUGCACCCAGGCUCCUUGUUACUGCAUCAUCAUGGAGUACUGUGCCCAAGGCCAGCUGUACGAAGUGCUGCGAGCGGGCAGGAAGGUGACCCCCAGGCUGCUGGUGGACUGGGCCACGGGCAUCGCCAGCGGCAUGAACUACCUACACCUGCACAAGAUCAUCCACAGAGAUCUCAAGUCUCCCAAUGUUUUGGUGACCCACAACGACACUGUGAAAAUUUCUGACUUCGGAACGUCCAAAGAGCUCAGCGACAAGAGUACAAAGAUGUCCUUUGCGGGCACUGUGGCGUGGAUGGCCCCGGAGGUGAUAAGAAACGAGCCCGUGUCUGAAAAAGUAGACAUCUGGUCAUUUGGAGUUGUCUUAUGGGAACUGCUCACGGGAGAGAUCCCCUACAAAGAUGUAGACUCCUCUGCCAUCAUUUGGGGUGUUGGCAGCAACAGUCUCCACCUUCCUGUCCCCUCCACCUGCCCCGAUGGCUUUAAAAUCCUCAUGAAGCAAACCUGGCAAGGCAAGCCCAGGAACAGGCCUUCGUUCCGUCAGAUUCUCCUACAUCUCGACAUUGCCUCCUCUGACAUUCUAGGAACUCCUCAGGAGACCUACUUCAAGUCUCAGGCAGAGUGGCGGGAGGAAGUAAAGAAACAUUUUGAAAAGAUCAAAAGUGAAGGCACGUGCAUUCACAGGCUGGACGAGGAGCUGAUCCGCCGCAGGAGGGACGAACUCAGGCAUGCACUGGACAUCCGGGAGCACUAUGAGAGGAAGCUGGAAAGAGCCAAUAACCUCUACAUGGAGCUCAGCGCCAUUAUGCUGCAGCUGGAAGUCAGAGAGAAGGAACUUAUGAAGAGAGAACAAGCUGUGGAGAAAAAAUAUCCUGGGACCUACAAACGCCACCUGGUCCGACCCAUCGUCAGGUCCAAUGCGGUCGAGAAGCUCAUCAAGAAAAAAGGAAGCAUCUCCCACAAACCUGGAAUGCCUCCUGUCAAAAGGCCCGACCUGCUCCGCUCUGAUGGGAUCCCCAGCGUUGACCCCCUCCCCUCCCCCUCACCGCUGUCAGCCAGCCCAAAGGUCUCAACCCCGCCUGGCAAAACCCGCUACAGAAGCAAGCCUCGCCACCGCCGCGCCAACAGCAAAGGCAGCCACAGCGAGUUCAGCGGCGUGCUGAAGCCGGUCGCCGGGGCACUGGAAGAUACCCAGUCCCUACAGGAGCAGCAGUUCCACCACCACCACCACCACCACCCACAGGCCGAGGGCCAGUUUCUCCCCCUGAAGGGCCGCGAGGAGGCCGUGGUCAACUGUGCCAACAACCUGCGGUACUUCGGCCCUGCCGCCGCCCUCCGCAGCCCCCAGACCGACCACCUGCAGCGCCGGGUGUCCGGCUCCAGCCCUGACCUCAUCUCCACCGCCGUGGACGCGGACACGCGGCAGCGCGCCCCGUCCGCCGGCCCCAAUCCCGUGUCGGGCGCCGGCUCCCUGUGCCCCUGCUGCCAGGCCCACCCCUUCCCCGGCUGCCUGCACUGUCAGGAGACCCCUCCCACGCUCAGCCACCCCGAGCUGCCGCACUACUCGCUGCUCAACACCCAAGAGAACACCCAGUGCUCGUUAGGGGUGCCCAACAAGAUUGAGAUUUCAGACGGCGACGACCCAAAGAAGGCUGCGCUACCGGAGCAGGAUCCCGCCCAGCCGACGCACGCGCGGGCCUCCGCCCUGCCCCGCACCCUCAGGCCACUCAGGAAGGGUGGUGAUGAGUCAUCUGAAGAGGAAGAGGGAGAGGUGGACAGUGAGGUCGAGUUUCCAAGGAGACAGAGGCCUCAUCGCUGCAUGAGCAGCUUCCAGUCCUACUCCACCUUCAGCUCAGAGAACCUCUCAGUGUCUGAUGGAGAGGAGGGAAACACCAGUGACCACUCACACAGCGGGCCCCUGGAGAGGCUUAGUGCCAGUCAAGAGGAGCACCUGGAUGAGCUGCUGUCACACACACCAGACAUCCCUAUUGACAUCUCCACCCAAUCAGACGGCCUCUCCGACAAAGAGUGCGCUGUCCGGCGGGUGAAGACACAGAUCUCAUUGGGGAAGCUUUGCUCAGACGAACACAGCUAUGAGAACCCGCUACAGUUCGGGGACUCGGACUGUGAUACCUCUGAAGCGGAGUGCUCUGAUGCCACCAUCAGAAACAACAAAGCCGGCGCCCCGUCCUCGUGGUGAAUCUCGCCACGUGGCACGGCUCUGUCUUUCUU
Menidia menidia (Atlantic silverside) is the source of this 3365-nucleotide messenger RNA. NCBI's taxonomy places the organism in Eukaryota, Metazoa, Chordata, Actinopteri, Atheriniformes, Atherinopsidae. The record is from the annotation of a GenBank genome assembly.